GCUGCUUUGAAAAUGUCAUGUUUUGAGUUUUUUUUUCUGAUAUAAUCGUCAUGUUCAGCAGUAAGGAGCGAUUGGUAGAGAGAACACCGCAAAAUGGCAUUGAUCGUAGGGAAUUCAUUCAUCUUCUAGUUGACGAAUACUACGAAACGACAAAUGUUGAGGCUCAAGAGCAAGUCACAGCAAAUCUAGCCAACUUCGCUUACGAUCCACUGAAUUACGAGUAUUUGAGGGAAUCCAAGGCAGUCGAACUAUUUGUACAACUUUUGUCAAGCCCCAAUCCAAAUUUAGUUUUGCACGGAAUCGCCGGCUGUUGCAAUCUGUGCUUAGAGCCGGCGUGUUUUCAAAUAAUCAUAGCUGAGAACGGAAUUGAAGCAAUUUCAUCUUUAUUAACACAUAAUUCUUCGAAAAUUGUCGAAAAUUCCAUCGCUGCAUUGCUCCAGUUGGAUUCAGUCAAAACACAUUCAACCAUAUUUACCGUGGCCAAUCGUUCUAAAGUUGCAACCUAUCAAAAAUCGCCGAAUAUUCCACUUCAGAAUCUAGCCACAAUCUUUCUAGAAACAGCUCGAAAUGAUACUGAGCCAUCGACUUAGGCCGUUUUGACCACUCGAAAUGUCAUUCAAACGCUAUUUUGCGGCAUCAAAGAUCUGCCGCGAGUGGUUGAGAAACGCAUCAUCACACAGGCUGAAGUGGAUGCAUUCGCAAAACUGACUGGCGAUACGAAUUAUAUCCAUAGCAAUGAGUGUCCACCAGAGAGACGUUGUGUUCAUGGUGCAUUUUUAAAUGCAAUCGUCGCAGGCAUUAUCGGCACAAAGGUGCCGGGUGCCGGCUCAAUUGUGUUACUACAGGAAUUUGUAUUUCCGCAAAAGUGUGUUUGUGAUGAGGAAAUCACGAUAACAGUAAGAAUGCUAGAAAAUCGACACAUAAAGAAAAUAGCAUACGAAUGUAAACAAAAAGGUAUUCCAGUUUUCACUGGAACUGCGAAUAUCAUUGUUAAGAACGUCGAAUAAAUUGCUGUUGUAACACAAAUUGAA
This is a messenger RNA of Sitodiplosis mosellana (orange wheat blossom midge), 1031 nucleotides long. RefSeq lists its product as uncharacterized. The record is from RefSeq and is a predicted model, not a curated record. NCBI's taxonomy places the organism in Eukaryota, Metazoa, Arthropoda, Insecta, Diptera, Cecidomyiidae.